Molecule: messenger RNA, 2722 nt
Organism: Topomyia yanbarensis
Lineage: Eukaryota; Metazoa; Arthropoda; Insecta; Diptera; Culicidae
Product: zinc finger protein 568-like
Exons: 4
Coding region: 27-2516 (829 amino acids)
Biological process (GO): regulation of transcription by RNA polymerase II
Cellular component (GO): nucleus
Molecular function (GO): zinc ion binding; DNA-binding transcription factor activity, RNA polymerase II-specific; RNA polymerase II transcription regulatory region sequence-specific DNA binding
Source: RefSeq, a predicted model, not a curated record
UAUUAUUGUGCUGUCAAACUACAGUGAUGUCGCUGUUGUUUGGUACUAACGAUCAUUUAUAUUCACUUUCAUCCCGGACCACAUUCUCUGCAGAACAGUGUACAAUGGCUCUCAUGUGUUGUAUCCCCAUUUGUCGAAACGCCAAAUCCGGUGUUGAUCGAAGCGUUGGCUUUCAUCCAUUUCCGCCGGAUUUAAAGUUGCGAAAAGUUUGGAUGGAAUUUGUUGGCGUUGACGUCUCCAAGUUUCGCUGGCGAGGAAAGUAUAUCUGCUCGGAGCACUUCCUGCACUCGGAGCUGAUCGAGGAAAAUGGAGCGACGAAACUAUUAGAGGGAGCUGUUCCAAUGGUAUUCGUCCCCGAUGGAGACGAUGAUGAUGAAUUUUUUGAACGUGAAGAUGUUAUGAUCUCUAAUGAUUCAAUUCAGCAUGACGUUCCAAGUGGUACGGUGGAACAAGAGGAGGAAUUACGAUCGUUGUUCUGUCGUAUUUGCCUCAGGAAGCGGUCCGACUUACUGCCGUUCAGCUCCAAACUACACAAUGCUACGCUAACUGAUAUUAUCUACACUAUCGCUGGUCUUAAAAUCAACACGGAUGUACUAGUUCCCACAAAAAUCUGUACUAGCUGUGUUGCUAAGCUUGAUCUGGCAUUUAAUGUAAGAAUUGAGCUGAUACACAACAACAAGAAACUGAAAAGUCUACUCAGAAAACAGCAGUUGGUUUAUCAUUACAAGUUCUAUGAUAAAAAUCGUUUCGAAACAAAAAGCGCGAAUGAAGAUUAUCUAGAUAACUUGAUGACGACAGUGAAGAAUGAAAUGUCGAUUUCGCCAAUAAAUGUUCAAGUCGUGAAUCCUGUGCUCGGAAAACAAGUCAACAUGGUUUGUUUUACAGAUAUAAAAAAGGAAAAGGGAGCCUCGAUGGAGGUGGGUACCCAACCAGUAGCUAAUGAAGAGACCAUUGAGGAGGAAUCUUUGUAUGACGAAAAUAUUCUGGUUGAAACUGCAUCAGACACAAUGUCUGAAAAAGAAACGGCUGGAGAACCUAUUCAGGAACCGCAGAUAAAAAAGCAAGAACCCUUCGCUGAGCACGAAAAUUCAGCUAAUCGCUUGAAACAGCAAAUUUCCGACUCGGAUAAUGAGAGUGAGCCCAACAAAAAACAGUUUGUCUUUUCUUGGAAAGAAUUAUAUACACCGAAGAGUGCACCUAAGCCGAAACGUAGCUAUGAAUUUAAACCAAAACCAGUGCUUGUUCCUCAUACAUGCUACAUAUGUAAAAUAUCCCACAAAGAUGCCGAUGAGUUGGAUACGCACAUGGAGAAACACAUUGGUCUUCUGCCAUUUACAUGCACGGAAUGCAAUACGGAUGAAUAUCCUCAGGUGUUUAAAUCGCUCUAUGGUGUCAACAAGCACCUUCAGUCGCAUCUUUAUCCUUACAAGUGUGACUAUUGCCCCGGUCGGUUCUCAAACGGUUAUUACUAUAUGAAGCACGUUAACACUCACGAAGGUGCCGUAGGCGAUGGCUUUACGUGUGACUCAUGUGGGAAGCAUUUUACUCAGAAACGGCCUUUUGCAAUUCAUUUGGCCAAGCAUCGUGCCAUGGCGGAGGGUACCUUUACCUGUGAAUACUGCGGCAAAAUGUUCAAUAGUAAACCAUUGCUUAAACGGCAUCUUCGCAUUCAUACAGGUGAGAAGCCGUACGAGUGUAAAAAAUGUGGCAGACGGUUCAACCACGAAGCAAACUUUCAGAACCAUAAGCGUACACAUACCGGAGAGCGGGCUCAUCGUUGCACUGAGUGUGAUAAAAGGUUUGUCUGCGGAACGGCGCUUCGCUAUCAUAUGGCUGUUCACUUCCCGGACGAUCCGCGAUUCAGGAUUCAGCCAACAGGUCAGCGCCCACGCUAUUCCGAGACCGAAUUUACGCUACGUUCAUCAACUGACGUUAACCGUCUCAAAGAGUAUGUAUGCGAUGUUGCGGGUUGUGGCUAUGUGACCAACUUGUACCGGGCCUACUUCUACCAUAAGAACGCACAUCGGAAAAAAUUUCAAUGCGAAAUUUGCGAGAAGCGAUUCCCAUUUAGAUCGGGUCUCAAUAAACACAUCAUGGUAGCGCACGAGAACAAACAAAUUCCUAAAAACAAACCCUGUCCGUACUGUCCGAAAAUGUUCAGCUGUCGACAGAAACUCAACAUUCAUAUCGAUGUGCACGAGAAUAACCGAAAAUACAAGUGUAGGUUUUGCGACAAGCGCUUUGUACAGAAGACAAACUGCAUUUCACACGAAAAAAUCCAUACCGGUGAGCGGCCUCAUGCGUGCCGAUUCUGUCCAGCUGCGUUUAUUUCGUCUUCGGGUAGGAAAAAGCACGAGAAAACCCACCCGGAAGCACAAGUUAAGGUAGAAGUUGAUACCAUUCAAAACGAGCUGCAAGAGGGCAACUCCGCAGUGGAAGUCCAAACUGUAGAUUAUUACGUUGAGAUACCGCAGGAUGAGGAGGCGGAAGAUCUGGUGGAGUAUGCUCCCUUGUAAAGGUGAUAAGGUUCGUUCGAAGGUAAUAUUAUUAAUGUCGAUUCUAAGUUUUACAUGUACUAGUCUAUUGAAAAAAGCUGAAGGUAAUACUACCUUAACAGGCGAAGUGAUUUUAUUUACUUGAAACUUGUUCUACAUCUUAUUACCGGCUAUGCUUAGUUUCUUAGAAUAUUACAAUAAUAAUUAUAAUCUAGUGGAAGUUGUAA